Messenger RNA from Phytomonas sp. EM1, 5604 nucleotides. NCBI's taxonomy places the organism in Eukaryota, Euglenozoa, Kinetoplastea, Trypanosomatida, Trypanosomatidae. The record is from the annotation of a GenBank genome assembly.
AUGCCAAUUCAGUCAAGUGUAGACUCAGAUCAACGACGGAGUUUUUUAGAAAGCGUUGCUGUUCUGCUUGAUGACGCUGACAUUUCGUCCCCGCUGUUUCAUGCCAUUAUAGGCUUGUUCGCCAUAGAUGAGAAUACACCCGAUGAGGUGGGUGGAGAUUCUUCUUCUAAAGACGAUCACUUGGUUGAGGCGAUGAUGAGGAAAAGUUCUUUGGCGCCUGAACUUGCUAUGGAGGAGGAUCUAGACCUGUUUGUAAAGGGUGAUUUCAUGAGUGGAUUUUUAAAAAAGAACGUUGAGGUAGAAGGGUCGCACACUGAGGAUAGAGAAUGGGAUAAGAGACACCCUGGGUUCGUGCUGACUAACCUUUCGGUCCAUGAGGAGCAGUGCUAUCGUAGACAUGUCCGUGAAUUGAGUGUUUUGUUGGCGAUUCUUGAACGCCCGCCUGGAGCGUUUAUGUUGGGUGGACCUCCACCUCUCUAUCGCAAAAUCAUGCAGAGACUGAAGGGGGAUAACCUCAUUGACAUCCUCGUAGCGCGCAUCGAGACAGUUCAGAAAGGGCUGCAGAUUGUCUCGAGACUUGCUGUGGCAGAGCUGCUUCAACAGCUCUUGGCGCUGUACGUCGACAUCCUGUUUUACUUCUCAUUUCACCUAAAUGAGGCCGAAAGUGAAUCUCUGAUAACCGGUGAAUUGCUCGAUCGAAUGGUAAAGAUUGUAAUGCGGCUGAGUAGUACCGGCCGUUCAACGCCUCCACUUCAGCGUUCAUCACUCGUUUUGAUAUGCAUCAUUGUGAAGCAUAUAUCACGCAUCCGCUUAUCUAUGCUCCAGCACCUGCUCGAAGGUUCGCUUUCGGAGCCUGCGGGCCGGGCUAAUAUGAUGAAUUUUAUUCUCUUGGCUGCCUUGCCUUGCUACUCUCUGAGGAAUGCCGAGCCUGCCGUGGAGGAGUGGCUUCAGCAGGCACUGGAAGUACUCCGUCAGUGCACCAUGUACGACCUUGAUGUGGACGAUAUAUUUUUGAGGGAGGGUCCGUACGCGAGGCAACACACUUUUCUCAUCAAGUAUAUUCUCGGUGCCGCGCUUCACAAUUUUUUGACGCAUGUAUCCGCCUUUUGGUGGACUUGCUGCAGUACAUCAGCGCUGGUAAGCACUGCGAGGAGUUGUUUUAUCUACUCAUUCACGUGGUCAAAGAUACCGCAUGGAGUCUUUGCGUUUCUUGAGUUUGUCCGCUCUCAUUUGAGAUCCUGCGCGUGCCUACCUUCAGGUGGUCCUGAUGCAGUUGAACAAAAGGCAAAGGCGCUGUCCCUUCUGUGUGAAGAAGGCACAUGUGGAGAAAUAGAUCGAUCUAGGUCUCCCUACAUAUCACAGCUUUCCUCUUUUUCCCCCGCCAAAGAGGAGAUCGGGGUGAUGGGGCUGGAGUGUGGCGACCAGGCCGCUGCAGCGACGCAGUUGAACUUCGACAACGCGGAGGCUCGCUGCGUUUUCUUUCUCACACUUUAUUCCUACAUCUCAGCGACCUUUCUUUUUCACUGCGAUCGCCUCAGUGAUGCUGACGGGAUCUUUUUCCUAAAUAUAACGCCGCAUCCGCCUCAUGUUAGUGCAUCGAAUCAAGUGACUUUGAAGUUACCGUUCCCUGCCGUGCCUCUUUGGAGGGGAGAUGAGUUGAAUUUACUCUCACAGUGCGUGGAAUUUUUGCUCCUUGAAAUCACAUCUGAGCUACUACCUGUCUCCCCUCUGCGACACAUGCAUGGGAAUUUUUACGACGCGGCAGUUUCGUUGCUUUACUCCAUACUAUCACUAUUUCCUCAAGAAAAAAGCCUGGCCGACUCCAUUGCUAACCGUAACCUAUCCGAUCUGUUUGUCCAACUUCUUUUUCAUCACCUAAAGCCCAAUGAUCUCUUCAUCGAGCGACGGGAUGUCGCCGUUUUGCGCAUGAUUUUCAGUCUACUAAAGGUUUAUUUUAACGCUGUGAUGAGUCUGUCGAGCGUGACCGCUAAGCUUCUGACCGAAAAUAUUGCCGCUGCUUUUAGCAAAGGGUUCACAGCCGCCGUAAAUUCAGCUCUGUUGCACCUCACGGCUUAUGUGAAUCUCUGUCAGAGAGCAGAGGAGAGAAUGAUCUCCCCUAAUCGCCUUCUCCUCUUUCUUACAGACCUCGACAGGGGGGUGCUGUCCGGUAGCCCCGAGGCGAUGCAGUUCUUCGCUUGUCUUAUGGUCCGACUGGAGGAGACAGCCGAAACGAUUGGGUUUCGUAUCCCAAUUAUGCUAGAGGAGACGACACAGGAGAAGGCAAAAAUUUUGGUUGAGCGGCUUUUCGAGGGCGCGGCAGGGCUUAUCCGAGUGUACCAGAAUGGAUGCCUCUCUCUUUGUGGUCACUCGACCUUUAGACUCAUCGAACUUUUGCUGACAAUUGUCUUGGAAAUCAUGCGAGUUUGUGAGCAGUUUUCUCCCGUUGCGACCAUCCUUUUACCGAGCAUGGAGGGCUGCAAUGAUGGGAACGAGGUGCCCGUCAGCUAUGUGCUCUUGAGCUGUAUCGCGGCACCAACGUUUCCGCCUUGCCUGUCCGCGGCGCAGCUUUUAGGGGCCGCGCUGCAGCGAGGCCACGCCCUGUUCCCUGUGCUGAGCUCGAACCUGCUGUCGCACUCUUGGCGAGCCCUCUCGGCCCUUCUUCAUCAAACCCUCAGAACCCAAGCCGGGACCCCGGGGAAUGUGAUCCGACUGGAGGUCCUCACCGUGCUGGGGGCGCGCGACCUGGCCACUUUGGAAUACUUGACGGGCCCGGAUAGCAUCCCUGGUAACCGGCAAGCCGUGGAGCUCGAGGACUUGGCCAUCUCGAAGGUUCUGUGCGAUGUCGUCCUCCAAGAAGGGGCGUCACUUGCCGAAAAAUCAUCGGCACUUGAGCUGCUGGUCAUUUUAGGCCUCACAGAAUCCUUACCUCUGGAUUGUGUAACUUCCUUUCUUUCCGAAGACAUUCCCCACAUUAAAGACACCGGUAGCGUCAUUGAGCAGGUUGCCAUCACCGCCACAGCCACCCGCUUCAUCAACACUGUUAUAUCUAUACAGAUGUGCAAGUGUUCAAAGAGCCACCAAGCAGGACGCGGGAUUGGGUCCUCUCGUCUCAUCCUGGCUCCUCCAGCCGAUAGCCCUGGUAACUCUAGCUCUCCCAAUAUCAAUGGCAAAUACGUUAACACAAUACCUUUAAGGAGUGGCCAAGCUGUGCACGCCGAUACUAUCGACUUUGUAUUGCGGCGCGGUUCUGCGCUACUCGAGCGGGUGGCUCGCUGUUAUGAUGAGCUCUGUCGGCAAGUCCAUCACGCCACGGGGGUUCCCCUAAAGGAAUGGCAGGCGGCGUUGUCCACGUCGAUGUCAAGUGCAAUACUCCCUUCAACGACGUUGUCUUUGACCACAGCAAACGGUCUCAGGGCGAUGGACCUCCAGCUGGCAAUCUCGCAGCUCCGGCUUCACCGAAAACAGUUGUGGAACCACCACCCAACUUAUUCCUGGGUUGAAGCUUCCCGCUCUGGUGCUGCCUCUUCGACGAUGGGCUGCUCUUCAUCACGACAAAAGCUCUUCCACACGGAAGUGUUACCAAACUCUAUCGAAGUGGAGGAGGCCGCCUAUCGGGUGGUGUGUCCACUUGUGCUCGGCGAGGCGUACUGCUUUAUUGGCUCUGGCGACGAUACCACGUUCAAUCUUAUGGCUUCAAUAUUGGAAGCCGUGAGACGCAUGGCGGUGGCCUUGGAAAGUACCCUUUGGUUAAGUGUAAAUGAAACGGAGUCGAGCCGCAUCCUUUUGGAGCGUUACUUUCAAAUGCUACGGGGUGCUAUUGAAUGGGUUACUCAGUGUAAGCCCACUGCUCCCCUGUUGGCGCGGCCGCUGUGGGAGUGCACGUCGCAGUGUCUGCAGCUGACCAAUGCCACAUCGCGUGUCUUGGAAUCCUUUUCGUUAAGCAGCGGUCAGAGGUUGGAAGUGGAUGCACCAACUCGGCGCGUGGUGUAUCACCUCCUGGAGUUCAUGAGAGAGAAUACAACACGCCUCGCUCUCCUCAAUCCUUGUCUGAACGUCAUCGCAACUCUAGGGAGGGAAGACAAUAUCGGGGUAGACUUUGAAGAAAUAAUAUUUUCCAUCCUAGCUGAUGUACUGUUUGCAGAGGAAAGACAAAAGGAAGUGAAAAUUGGUCCAGAGCACUUGGUUUUCUUGGAUGGUUUUAUUAAAAUAUUUGAUUGCCUUCCACCAAAUUCGUGCCCUCUUCUCGUAUUGGCGCCAUUAAUACGCUGUCUCUUCCGCAGGGCAACUGCGAUUUCUUUUUCGAUUGCGGCAAAUUCUCCCGGAGACAUUCACACAUCGUACUUUGUCCUGGCGUUGCGCUGCAUGCAGGGAGCGCUGCUCAAAGCACGAGCUAUGGGGGCACUUUCCCUGCUUCCGCUCGAAGAAAUAAUGGCAAUGAUGGACACCUUAAACGUAUUCCCCACCACUUUUAUCACAGAUUCUGCUCUCUCGUACUGCCGUCAGAGCUGGCACGUAGUGUGGUGUAGCCUGCUGGAGCUUCUUACGAGCACCAUCUCUACGCUUUCUGGAAUACAGGAAUCUGGUGAUGAUACACCACCAAUUCAUUCCGUGGCGCAGCGCCCGUUGCUAGAAGCCAUCGAGGCGAGGUUGCUAUAUUUUCCCCGUUUCUUAGUCGCUCUAGGUGGGUUUACCGAGGUAGUGGGGCCAGACCAUGCACCUGCGCCAUCGUUUGUCUGGGAUGUAGAGGAAUUAGAGUUGUGUGUGAGGCUGGUAGCGCAGUUGUCGGUCUUGAUCCGCCCAAUGUCGUCGCUGAUUCCCGUGAUUCAGCGAUGCUUUAUGCGGAUCCAUCGUUAUCGGCUUCACGGUUUUGACACCACCAGUAGCAGCGACCCGGUUAUUGUUCAGUCGGAAAAAAACAUGAUCCGAAAUCUCUUGGUGCGUGCCGUGCAAAGCCAAUUGACGUUUUUCAUCAUACAACCUUUCCACGGUGUCCCUUCAAUUAUCAAUGAAAAGGGAGAAGUGUGUGCGGUCGUGGCUGCCCUUCCAUCUCAAAGCGGCAGAAAUUCAAGCACGUUUACCGUAGCGUCGGGGAAUGUGAUGGACGGCAGUGCACACACGGAAAAGCCCUCCCUUACCUUGGACGUUUUGUGGCGCUUUAUCUCCCAUGAGUUUCACAUCAUCCGUCGCGCGAAGUCCGCUCUGAAAGGUCGUGCGCUCGAUACGACGCCCUCGGUUGAGUCAAGCGUGACGCGGUCGCCCAGCCGUGGGCAUGACGUGGAGAGCUGUGGGGAAGAGGACUUUGCCGCGUCCGACAUCUUCGCAGGGAUGCAGACGGAGCAGCGGAGUGUCCAUUUGGAUAACAUCCAGCUGGCGCUUGCCCUUUACACUUUGGCGGUGGAGGAGCUGGGUGAAGGGGAGGCGCGCGUGGGGCUUACCGGUGCCGCCGCGACGCCCCACAAGAGGGAGCUGCGGGUGUGCACCGAGAAGUUGCUUCAUGUGCUGGGGAACAUCGUGCAUGAGAUGAAGCGAAUGGGCUCGCCGCAUUUGUUGAAUAUGUUGGAUUGCAUUUGUGACCGCCUAAACACAACUAUUGCGAGACUAUGA